UUGUCUCCUGUUUUAGUGAGAUAGAUAUCUCACCACAUGCCCCAUGCCUUAUUUUCAAGUUGCAAUAACUCUCUAGUACCUACUCUACAUAAAGAUACAGUUAAUCGUUGUAAAAAUAAAAGAGAAAAAAAGAAGUUAAUCUUUGUUAAAAUGGACGAAUUUCUUCGUUUGAAAUGGGAUUCCACCUCCAAUAAAUCUUAUUUAGAAAAGCAAGUGUGUACUUUUGUGACCAACGAGUGUUUAUUAGAGUCCUAUGUAUAUCAGAACUUGAGAAAACAAUUAAAUAAACCUCAGGACAUACUGCUACUGAAUAAUGAAGUGAACUUUAUACCUGGUGGAAAAUAUUCUCCUCAAUUUCCAAGGAAAUCUUUAUUAACUCGGGAACAACAAGAACAGUGCCUCAGUGCAAUCAAAUUACUGGUACUCAAUAAACCCUCCUAUCAGUUGAAACAAACAGAGUCAUUCAGUAUAGAAGUUUUCAAAAGUUUGAAUUGUAAGAUUGCUGAAGAACAUAAGAUGUUCAAUGAAUUUGUAAAGCAUUGUUGGGAAAGUGAUAAAGGAAGAAUAGGUGCAAUCAAGAAUAAUCUCUAUAGAUACGCCUGUAUAUUAAAUAAAAAAAAGAUUAGGAGAUAUUUGGAAUAUAAGAGAUAUUAUAAGGAAGAAGAUUUGAUAAAUAUGAGUUAUAACGAAGAUGAAACAGUUACAAUUGAAGUCAACUGUAUGCAAAACUUAUUAGAAUUAGGAACUCUGGCUAGAUUUUCACAUCCAAGCUUGAAAUUUGAAUGUCGAUUGAGUGCACAGACUUUACCUUCAAUACAGCCUAUUAGAUUUAAUUCUAAAAUGCCAGUCAGUAAAGAUGGGAAUAUAAGACAGUUACUGAAGAAUAACGAUUUUGAUAUCGUAAUAUCAUCUAGUGGCUUGAAGAGGUUGUUAGAUAACACAGAUUUGAAGGAGAAAUGGACCAUCCCUGUAGUGGUGGAAUUAAUUAAUGUUCAAAGAGGAAGGGAAAUACAUAAGAAGAAAGUUGUAUUUAUUGAUAAGCCAUUCGUUAAAAAUCGCCCUGAUCCGCUCGAUUUGAAAUAUAUAAGCAUGAAGAGAUUAGUAAGAACGAAUUUUUGUCAUUAUGAAGCAUUCAAAUAUGAAAAUCAAGAAAUUUGUUUUGAAGAAAAUAAAUGUGAACAGACCAAGAUAAAUGGAUGUGAUGGGAACUCAGAAGAUAACCUAGAAGAAAAGUUACCAUGGAAAAAGAAAUCAGGUUCCAGUGACCUUAUUCAUCACAAUGUCAAUUAUCGUUUAUGGAAAGUUCGAAAGAAUGUUAACAGUAACACACUUUUGAAAAACCAAAUGAAAAACACUGAAUUAAAUCUGUUGAUAAGAUCCAAACUUGAUGCCUGCGAGGUUUCGCAAGCGGACGCUCUACAACCUGUAAUCAUCAAACCUAAAGUUGAAUUACAAUUGCAAUACGGUGCUAAUAUUCCUACAAAAAGUGAGCUUUCCAGAGAGUGGACUUCACUAUUUUUCAGACCAUUUUCUAAUUUAUAUAGAGUGAGGACGCACUGGAACACUGCAGAAGUGGUGAACCUUGAAAAAUGUUCAAUUCAGAAGGUCGCAAAUGAGGCUAAUCAGUUGUACCAGUAUAAACCAUAUUUGGGACUUGGUGUAUUGAAUGAUGUACUGACUAAAUUGGUCGAAUUGAGUGAAGGAAGUUACCUCUUAGCUCAUCUACCAAAACAUGGAUCUUUUGUGUCUUUGUUGAAAGAAUGUGAAAGUGUUUCACAUUCCCUGGAUUUGCAUUCAGAAUAUACCGACUAUAGAAUUAGUGAUAUUGUAGAAAGAAAUUGGGUUCCAAUAGAUCUGAACUAUAUAUUACCAAUACAUGAGUCACAAAACCGACCACCGGGAUGUUUUAUGCCACCUUUGCAAGGAAAACAUGGAAAUUUCAAAAAGAAGAACAAACCAACUUUACAACAGAAAAAACCAAAUUGAUUUUAUUGCUAUGUGAAUUCAUUUUACUCUUUCAACCAGUUAUAAAUGAUAUUUUAGGUAUAGGAAUAUGCAUUGAAUAGGAAACAGGAUUUUAAUUCAAAAAAUCAAAACUCUGUUCAUAAUACAUAGUUCACAAAUAAUUUCAGAAUUUUGAUCGAAAAAACUUAGUUAUUAAUUAUUUACAAAAACAGGUUACAUUUGAACUGUUACUGUUAGAAUUGAUUGGGGAAAACUGUUAGAGAAAUGUAUAAUUCAAUAUGAGGCAAAAUACAGUCUGUUUGCACA
Molecule: messenger RNA, 2271 nt
Organism: Coccinella septempunctata (seven-spotted ladybird)
Lineage: Eukaryota; Metazoa; Arthropoda; Insecta; Coleoptera; Coccinellidae
Product: little elongation complex subunit 2-like
Exons: 11
Coding region: 37-1986 (649 amino acids)
Biological process (GO): positive regulation of transcription by RNA polymerase III; snRNA transcription by RNA polymerase III; snRNA transcription by RNA polymerase II
Cellular component (GO): transcription elongation factor complex
Source: RefSeq, a predicted model, not a curated record